AAAAGACCUAUCUUCCCAGCAUCACUCCUAAAGAAAGCCUAGCAUUUACAUCUACUCCUCCACAGGAGAUAGACACAUUGAACAGUUCUGCAACUGCACCCAUUCAUCAGCCUGUCAAUCAAUAAAUCGACUGAAGCACUACAUCACGGAGAGCAAAUACAAAGAGAAGUGACCGAUAGAAACGAAAAGCCAUGAAUCUUGAGCCCCCCAAACCAGAGAUGAAGUCAGCCACCCGUGUCACCGGUGGCCCUGCAACGCCACGCAAAGGACCGCCCAAGUUCAAGCAGAGGCAGACUCGUCAGUUCAAGAGCAAGCCACCAAAGAAGGGUGUGCAAGGUUUCGGAGAUGACAUCCCUGGCAUGGAAGGUUUAGGCACUGACAUCACUGUCAUCUGCCCCUGGGAGGCCUUCAACCAUCUGGAACUUCACGAGUUGGCUCAGUAUGGCAUCAUCUGAGCCCACCACUGUCCCAUCAUCCUCUGUGCAAUUUAGACCCCUUCCUGUCAUGUGCUACAAACCACCUGCCAUCGGUUCCAAGAGGACCAUUCCUACUUUUAUAACAGAAUAAACAAAACAAAACAGCAACAUUUAUAAAAAUGGAAAAACACUCACCAAAAAUUGUAAAUCUGACCAUACGUCCUUCCGGUUUCUCUUUCUUGCAGUCAGAGUACAUUUUCCAUGUCUUAUACUAGAACAAAUUCAAAUCUAUAUUUUGCUCAGUAUCCUGUCAGAUUGGGUUCAGUUUUCAGACACACUGUAACUCUUACCUUUUGUGUGCUCUAUUCUUCUUUUUUCUACUCUUCCUCCCUCUUUUCUUUUGGAACAUGAAACUUACCCAAGCAACACAGCCUCAGAGUGAGUAAAAACAAAUGUCAUACCCGUGAAAUGCCUGACUUCUCAUUUCACGCGCCUCGGUGCCUCCUCUAUCCACCUUCGCCGAGUUCAUAAGAAAAUAUCUAAGUCCUGUAGAGAUGACACACCAUGCUGGCCGACAUUGAGAGUAAUUUGGCAGAGAUGCUACAUUUAGAGCAAUCCCCAAAACUGUAACUCAGGUGACUAAAAGAUAACUGCAGAUCCUUAAAGAAGUUUCAGCCUUUCUACCAUCUUCUACUUUUUUAUUUCUGUGCAUUUGGUGUAACUUAAUGAUCCGUUUAGUGAAAAAUGCUUGAUUUACUGUAAAAAAUUGCUUGUCUUGUUAGCACUAUUUUUGGUCAAGCACGCUGUUGUUGUUCCUAAUGCAUGCAAUUCAAUGCAUGCAAACCCAACAUCCAGGUUAGUGGAUAGUUAACACUCACAUACAGAUAAUAGGGUAUAAAUCACACCCUGAAUUAUGAUUGUAACACUAGCAUUCAUUUUUGGUUUGGUGACUGUGUUUGAUUUGGAAGCAGUAUUGGGCUGUCAGUUUGUGCUAUUUCAUCCUUCAUCAUCAUCAUCAUCAUAUCUUAUUAUCAUUAUGUCAUCAUCAUGUCCCUCAUUUUACUUCUCAUUUCUAUUUAAUGCAUUUCUUUCCAUUUGUAUAUUUCAUUGUAUAAUAUUAUUCAUUAUAAUUUUAUGUAAUCUUAUAUAGCUUCAUUUAAAUGUCCUGUAUUUUAUAGAUUUAUUUUUUAUUGAAUUUAAAGCCAAUAAUUUGA
Molecule: messenger RNA, 1630 nt
Organism: Myxocyprinus asiaticus (Chinese sucker)
Lineage: Eukaryota; Metazoa; Chordata; Actinopteri; Cypriniformes; Catostomidae
Product: retinal rod rhodopsin-sensitive cGMP 3',5'-cyclic phosphodiesterase subunit gamma-like
Exons: 4
Coding region: 192-455 (87 amino acids)
Biological process (GO): visual perception; positive regulation of epidermal growth factor receptor signaling pathway; positive regulation of G protein-coupled receptor signaling pathway
Cellular component (GO): photoreceptor outer segment membrane
Molecular function (GO): 3',5'-cyclic-nucleotide phosphodiesterase activity; cGMP binding
Source: RefSeq, a predicted model, not a curated record